Molecule: messenger RNA, 1322 nt
Organism: Lactuca sativa (garden lettuce)
Lineage: Eukaryota; Viridiplantae; Streptophyta; Magnoliopsida; Asterales; Asteraceae
Source: RefSeq, a predicted model, not a curated record
GAUAACCAGAAAGGCAAUUCCUUCACCAAUGCAUAGUCUAAGUGUUUCUUUCCAAUCUGAUUCAUUUUCCAUGCCCACUAGUAAGAAAGAGAAGCCACCUCCUCAAGCUCUUUAUGAUCGAACCCUAAAGUCAUCAUCAAAUGUAGCACUUAAACCUUCUAGAAAGUAUACUCCUAAGAGGAAAAGAAGUCCACUCAAGGGUAAAAAUGUCAUCGAUCAAUCAGAAAAUUCCAAACCUUUAGAGAGUUUACAUUCUAAACUAGUGGAACAACAUCGGUGGCCUAGCAAAACAAGUUCUAAAUCUAAUCUUUUAGGAAAAUCUACAACCGAUCCUGCGAAAGUAUUAUCGUCAUUUUCCGAUAAAGGAAAGUUGGAAUAUGACAAUCUACUAAGAAUGUCGAAUCUUGUUUCUUAAAGGUCUCAAUCUUUACCUGUUGUUACACCAAACAAGCCAUCUAUUUUGGCUUUGAAAAAUGUCAGUCCUUCUAGAAGGUCUUGUAGUCCUUUGAGACAACCCUGCAACUCGAAUAAAGCUUAUGUUCUCACAUUUAUUGUUGAUAUUAAAAAGGGAAAACGAGUUGUUGAUCAGAUAGAAGAUGCUCAUUAUCUGAGACUACUUCACAAUAGGCAAAUUCAGUGGAGAUUUAUUAAUGCCACUUCAGAAGCUGGCUUCAAGUCCCAGAAUUCAACUGUUAAGGUUUGAUUAAAAGGAUUAAAUGAAAGAAAUAGCAAUGCACUUUUAUUUGAUAUCUUUAUUAUAGUUAAUUUAUUAUAUUUCAUAAUGCUUAAAUCUUUAUUUAAUGUGUGGAGAAGUACCUCAGAACUCCAUGAUUCUGUAGCAGCAAAGAGGAUUGAGCUCAAUCAAUUGAGACUGAAGCUAAAGCUUUAUUUAGUUUUAAAUCAACAAAUGACUUACCUCAAUGAAUGGGCUUCAAUUGAAAAGGGGCACAAUCUUGCUUUGUGUGGUGCUAAUGAAGAUCUAGAGUCAAGCACUCUUCAAGUCCCUGUAACUAGAGGUGCAAUGGUGGGUAUUGAAACUUUGGAGUCUUCACUUUGUUCAGCUAUCCAAGUGAUGGAAUACAAUAAGAAAUAAUUUUAAAAGUAGAAUGAAAAUGACAAGUGAUUUUGUGUUGUGUUUACAAGGUUGAUGAAAUCGAAUAGCUCUAGAGUUAGAAGAGGAAAAGAAAGCUCAAGCUAAAAGAGAUAAGAUGCUGCAAAUGCAAGUGUUGCAUUCUUCAUUUCAAUUGUUAGUACAAAACACAUAGUAGAUUAGAUGAAUGCAAAUUUAUAUAUUGUAAGAAAUAAAAUUGUAUGACAUUAAA